Molecule: messenger RNA, 701 nt
Organism: Anopheles stephensi (Asian malaria mosquito)
Lineage: Eukaryota; Metazoa; Arthropoda; Insecta; Diptera; Culicidae
Exons: 3
Coding region: 235-579 (114 amino acids)
Source: RefSeq, a predicted model, not a curated record
UCUCUCUCUUUCUCUCCUUCCGCUCGGUCUAUCUCUAUCUUGCUCAAACCGAGCGAUACCCUCGUGAACUUGAAGUUGCUUGUUGACCAGUCUAUAACCAGUUGUUCCUGGCGAUACCUUCGGUGCAAUCACAUCUCAUCGAGAGCUCGGUGGCUGUAGAACGAUCCGAUCGAGACGCACAGACAGUCGUUGCACGUGUUUUGCAGGAAGCGCUAAAGUCAACAAUCAACCACCAUGAAACCGGCUAUCAACCGUACGGUGCUCGUUGCAUUGGUGCUGUUUGCCUGCCUGGCGUCCAUUGCCCAGGCCUACGUGUACAUCAUUCCCGACGCCAAAAGUCCAGAUCAAGAAGGUCAUUGCUACGAUGAAACGCUAAAAAUAUCCGUUCCCGUGAACGAAGUUCGACAGCGUCCGGAGAAAUGUGAAUCGAUGAGCUGUGGCAGUGACUACUCGCUGCAUGUGGCAGGGUGCGGAGUUAUUGGAGCUGGCCCGGGAAUGAUCAUUACCAAGACGGACUACUCGAAACCCUACCCAGACUGCUGCCCACACGUGGUGAUGACUUCGGAUAAUUUAGUAUGAGCGUAAGCUACAUCGCAAACGAAAUUGUCCCCACACAGUGUAAUCAGUUACCUCGUCAAGCAGCAGCAUACUUGAGAUCUAAAUAUAAAGCUCGUAGUUAUACAAAAUUGUUUAAAAAAAAA